UAAAGUUCAGCCGGAGUUCCCACUGGUUUUCCAGCCUCUGCAGCUGCUGGAGAACUACAAAGCCCAGCAGCCAGCCUCGGCAGCAGAUGCGGGUGAGGAGGGGCAGGAGGAGGAGGCGGAGGCUGCAGGAGGCUGCUCUCCCCCGCACUCCGCUGUCACCUCCGCGCCGUCCACAUCUCCGGCUCUCUCCUCUACGCGCCAUGUGAAUGGACUGCGGCGUUUUGUGGGCAGGAUGCUGGCAGGGACGCGGGCUCCUCUCCGGGCAGGACUGCAGGGCGCCCACUUCUCCUGCUUCAUGGUAGGGCAGGGAGGAUACGGUUGUCAGGUAAGCUGGGCACCCGCUGCCAGCCUGUGAGCCCCGGGCACGGGACAGUUCUGGAGAACUUCUUGUCUGCAGGAUUACCGCGACCUUCUCGCUUUGUGUGAACCCCGGGCUAGACCUCCACUAGAAGAAGAGGCGAUUUCUCCGGGACUUCACACUAGUUGUGCCCAUCAUGUGGGCUGAGGCUUCCCCCCUGGCACUGCUGACAGGCGCCUCCUUCCUGCUGGCCGUGCUGGCAGCUGCCCGGGGGAGCGGGGAGUACUGCCACGGCUGGACGGACACGCAGGACGUGUGGCGGGACGGCUUCCAGUGCCCGGAGAGGUUCGACGGCGACGACUCCACCAUCUGCUGCGGGACCUGCGUACUGCGCUACUGCUGCAGCAGCGCCGAGGCCAGGCUGGACCAGGGCUUGUGUAAUAACGACCGGCAGCAGGGGGCGCCAGAGCACGGCAGAACCGACAAGGACAGCCCGGACUCGGCAGCAGUUCCCAUCUAUGUGCCAUUCCUGAUUGUUGGAUCAGUGUUUGUUGCGUUUAUCAUCUUGGGGUCCUUGGUUGCCAUUUGCUGCUGUCGCUGCCUGAGACCGAAGCAGGAACCCCAGCAGAGCAGAGCUCCGGGAAGCAAUCGCCUUAUGGAAACUAUCCCUAUGAUAUCCAGCGCCAGCACCUCACGUGGCUCUUCCUCUCGGCAGUCCAGCACAGCCACCAGCUCCAGCUCAAGUGCCAACUCAGGGGCAAGGGCUCAACCAACGAGAUCACAAACCAACUGCUGUCUGCCCGAAGGUGCCAUGAAUAACGUGUACGUAAACAUGCCCACCAAUUACUCAGUGUUAAACUGUCAGCAGGCGACCCAAAUGGUCCCGCACCAAGGACAAUAUCUUCACCCUCAGUUUAUGGGAUAUGCCGUACCUCAUCAUGACUCUGUCCCCAUGACCCCAGUGCCAACUUUUUUAGAUGGACACCAAGUUGGAUACAGACAAAUGCAAUCGCCGUACCCUCACAGUAACCCUGAACAGAUGUUGUACCCGGCAGUUACUGUUUAAGGCGAGCCAUAGGCGGCAGAAUCUGCGCGGAAAUGGACUCUAUGGGACACAUGGCAUUUUACAGGGAAACUUUAUUGUAAAAUGCAUGAUGGUGACAAAAGUUCUUUUUUUUUUUUUUAACAAUUGUGCAUAUGCUUUUUAUUUUAUUGUUGAGGGGAAGGGGAUACGUAUUACUUUAAAUUGCCUGAGCCAAUAACCUGCUCUCUGCAGAACUAUGCUGCGCCAUUUCAGCAGGGAGCAGGUUUUGUAUAUUCUGGUAUAGCAGGUAUAGGGAUAAUUUUUUUUUCCAUUCAUUUGAAGUGUAUAAAAUAAGGUGAAAAUAACAUUUUUUAUAUUUAAUACAAAAAAAGACAAUCAUUCAGACAAUCAAAACAUGAAGACAGUGUAAUUACUCAUGUCAGGCCUGAAUAAAAGUGGUAUAAAUGUAAUGAUUCUUAUCAUUAAGGGUUAAAAAAGAAAAUGAAUCGGAAACAAGCCAUGACAGAAGUUUCAGUAGACAGAUGCGUUAUUUGGUUCAAGGCCGGAGCUACUUGACGACUCGCCUCAAUAAUCUUCAAGAGACCAAAAAUUGCUGUGUAGUAAUGUAGCCUCACAAGUGAAUGGAGGGGGGAGGGGGGGGGGGGCAACGCAACUUACCGAUUGCUGCAACUGUGACCCCAGAAUCCCAAACUGCUGGAUUUUCUAUAAUUCUAAGAUCAUGUUCAUGGCAGUUUGCAAGUCAUACAGUGAUCCCAUUCAUUUAUGAGGCUACACAAGGCCAAAGUUGUGUAGCCUCAGCCAAAAGAGAAUCUCCAACAUUGUGAUACUUCCACGGGUGUAGCUAUAGGGUGGUGCAGAGGUAGCAGUCACACCCGGGUCCUGGUGCCCAAGGCCCCUUUACCACAUAAGAAGGCACCACUAUUAUAAAGGGCACAUGGUAGGUUGGGGACCAAGUCUUGGAUUUUGCAUUGGGACCCAAGAAAUUCUGUUUAUUCUUCUGAACACCUCAUUAUUGAUGGAGUAUGUCCAACCAUAAUGCAAAAUCUCCUUGUUCCACCACAGAAUUAGGGUUCAGACCUCCAUCAAAUGUCCAACAUGCUGUAUGAAGUUUCCUUUACCUGGGGGCAAUAUUCAGUUAGCUGUCCUUGCUCAGUAUCUCUAUACCUUGGCCAUGGUAGAGUGUCUUUAUUUCUCCACCCUUCCCGGCUUUUCGCACCAGGGGCACUUACACCACAUGUCCCCCUACUCUAGCUAUGCCAUUGCAUUAUUGAAAUAGACAUGGAGGUCUGGAUCUCUAGACCCUGGAUUUUGCCCAUGGAGGGAAGGUGGGGUUUAGGGUUGAGUAUAUCCCAGAGGCACAGCAGAGCAUACUCAAUUUCUGAGUAAAAAAUUACCCACUAUGACAGUUUCUCUAUUACGUGCACCAGUUACCUACAGUAGAAGAGGCCAUCUUGUUAUAUGCUAAUAUUAUUAAGAAUUUCACAUAGCAUCCAGAGAUGUCAUUUUUUUCACAAUUACCCAGAAGGGAUUUUCCUCCACAUAAUUGUAUGUUAGGAUUCCAUAAUUUUGUGCUGGAUCUGCCCAGGAAUUAACGAUAUAACCGAAUCAAAUUAAAAACAAACCAGGAACUAUAAGAGCUCUGCAUAGAUUGAAUUCAUGGCCUUAUUAACAUAUAUAGGUUGCUUUGUGAUAUGUGGUUUAUAUCAUCAUCCAGGAUUGGUACAGACUUAAAGGCUAUGUACAUCUUUGGGGACAAUUUGUUUUAUUGUUGCGUUCUAGUCAUUUGGGGCUAAAAAUCAUUUUUUCAAUUGGUCUUUAUUAAAAAUAUUAAGCUCUGUCACAAAGAGUUAAAAUAGCUGUGUGGCUGGCACUUUCACUUUGUGCCGGUCAUCUAAUAACCAUUAUCUUAAAAUUACUAAGAGAUCAUAAACACUUAUUUAAGCCACAUUCUUAUCAGUAGCAUAAGGAUUGAGCUUUGAUGAGUGUUUAUAAUGUCAGAGAUAAGGAGCCCGUAAGCUCCCUCCUUGACGGAGCAUAAAGAAAAUUCAGAUCCUGCUAGUAGAGCAUCUCAGCUCUGUACAGAGAAAAGGACUCCAUAUUUUUAAUAAAGACCAAUUGAAAAAAUGAUUUUUAGAUCAUAAUAAGUACAAUGCACUAAUAAAAUUACCCCUAAAGGUGUACAUAGACUUUAAAUCUGCUGAUCUUAUAGGGCCCGUGCCCAUGUGCGUAUGCAAACUCUGCACAAGGGUCAGGCAUUUAGUGCCAAGGGUGGGAUUGGAUUGAAAGCUUUGGAAACAGCUUUCCUCCUCUCAUCCUGUCCUUGGCCCUAAAUAUAUGGAUGUUGCAUGGAAUCGUAAUAAGGUCGUUAGUGCUAAUGUGGAUUUGUACUUUACACAGAAAUGUUUUCCUUCAGCAGCUGUAAGAGCCAAAUUCUUCUGGCGACUUCUUCCUCUUCUCUGAUCCACCCUGAUGAAGGACAUGUUGUAUCCAAAACAUUGCUAAUCCUGAAUUCAAUAUGUAUGCAUUACUACACAUUGGAUUGCGGUCUAUCUCUUUUUAGACUUUUUGGCUGUUUGUCUUCAUCAUUUCAGGAGGAAUAUGCCAGUGAAAAUUUAGUACAAGAUAUAGUCCUUCUGUAGCUGUCAGCCCAGGCAGAUAAAACUCCUUAUAUAGAUAGAGAACGCGUCAUCGGUUUACUGCUGCUGUAAGUCAAGUGAGGCUAUUUACUGUGCUUAAAGUCCACAAAAGGGAGGAAGUAAAAGAGCCAGGGCAGGAAGUAGAAUACACGGAGCAACUUCAAAAAUGAUAUCCAGAAAAACUAUCCACCAUUUUUUUUGUAAAAAAAAUUAAUAAAUUUUAAAUACAUAGAAUAUUCACACAUAGGUUUCUAAUAUAUGAUGAAAAAAUUUACGGAAGUGCAUGUUUUAAAACACUAAAAACCAUAAAUGAAAAUAGCUGCAGAUAAUAACAUUGAUGUUGCCCCCAAAUUCCUGCUGUCAUAUUGGUUCUUUUCAUAAAUGAUUCCUGCGCAGAAAUAUUUGUAUUGGUCAUACAUUUCACAAACACCCACUGAAUUUUACUGUGGUUGGUCACAUUGAGUCCAAUCUUUGGAAGAACCACUAGCGGUCCAGAGUAGACAAAGUACUGUAAACUUCGUGGGGAGAAUUUAUCAUGAGGGAAAUUUUGGGCAUUAUUUGGGUCAAAUUUAUCAAUUGUCACAUGAUAUUUGAUAAAUGUGCUGCAUCUUUAUGUCUACCACUUCUGUCUUGAGAUGUUUACGAUGCCUUGUUACUAAGAUUGUGACAAUUUUUGCAACUUUUUGAAAAUCUGGAGUGAAACUAAUCAGCUAGCUAACCAUGCCAACUUUCCCACGCACUUUUCAAAACUGGAGUGACAGGUGUAAAUUGCAAAAUGUAAACGGUUUUGCACAAAUAAGUCAAAAAAGUCUCAAUGCCCUCUUUUGAGACUUUUUUGAAGCCAGACUUCUGGAGUGCAGUUCGUGAUAUCUUCUCCCCCAAGAGCACAUUAGACCACUACUGGAGCCAGUGUGAUUUUUCUAGUAAGCAGGCAAAAAUAAAUUCCAUGGACAUCAACUGAAAACCCCAAAAACUUUGAAGCCAGCAGCAACUUUCUAAGUACAUUGGCAAUUUGGUGCCUGUAAUUUUCCAGCACUGUAGAGGUUGGGAAACUAUUAGAAUAAUAGAGGCUGUUUGGUGUACAAGAGUUCAGUUAUAGGGAGUCAUCUCUCCUAAUUUUAGAAGUAUCUCAAUAGAUUACAUUGGAACCCCCCUCACUUUUUCCUUCGUCAAUGAAAACUAUGCAGGUGUCUCAGAACCACUCUACUUGUAAUGUGCAGCUUGUAGUCCACCAACAGGACAUGACUUUGCAUUUCUUCUACCUGCUUACCCACAAUAUGUACCAAUCAGGGGGCCUUAUAAUGCAAAAGCUCAUCCCUGAACACUUCCCAUUUUGGCUAUGCUGAAUAAAGAGGAAUGGCAGAAGUGGCAAGAUAUUCCAUUGUCCCUUGAUUUGUGAGAUUGUGGGGACAUAUCCCCAUUUUCACCCCUCCGGCCACCCUUACAUGAACAUCUUAGCUCUCCUUUGCCCUGCUCUGGAUCUGGCUUUUUUGUUUAUAUUAUUACACUGCUGGCAGAGGCUUCCGCCCAGCAGUGUUCCCAGUGACGUCACCAGCUCUGAUGGGCGGGCUUUAGCACUGCCCUAGCCAUUUUACAGGCUAGGGCAGCACUGAAGCCCGCCCAUUAGUGCCGGUGACGUCACCGGGCCUCCUCCUAGCAGUCCUUAUGAGGAGCUCGGUACGUCACCGGAUCUCCAAAAAAUGCCUUUGCCCUGCGCAAAGGAGAUCAGUUCAUGCUGCCUGGGUGAAAAUAGGGAUAUUUAAGUGGGUACAAUAAUAAGAUGUUAUUAUUAGGGCAUCUGUGUUAAGUUUCCUGUCCCUUUAAAGCAAUAUAAGGCGUGUAUUUCCCUGCAGUGAUUUUUUUGGGGUACAUACUAUAAAUGUGCCAAAUUGCUCAUAAACAUCUUAACCAUGCUAGGGCAUCACCAGCAUUUCCUAUUCAAUUCAAAUAGAAUAAAAAAAAUACUUUUAGUAGCCCAUUUUAUAGACCUCCUAGAAAAAAAGCAACCAUUGCACAAACCUCGGUCAGGGGUCAAUCAUUUGUAUAUUAUAGACUGUAAAAAAUAAAAUUAAGUUAAAUUUCUAAAAGGCUAAAAAAAUAUUUUCCAUUUGUUGGGGUUGAAAGAGAUGAAAUACAAAUUGCGAUAUGUGGUGUUUUGCACAAUUUCUAUGUGUAACGUGUAACAGUGUAAAAGAAAUAUUCAUGUUUGCCAUCAUUUUUUUGGAAAAGGGCACUUAGAGUGUUUCUUAAAGUGAAGUCAAUAAAUGUUUUAUGGUGUGAUAUGUGAA
Bufo gargarizans (Asiatic toad) is the source of this 6267-nucleotide messenger RNA. It is a transcript of the gene SHISA2, whose product is annotated as shisa family member 2. The coding region runs from base 495 to 1364 and encodes 289 amino acids. The record is from RefSeq and is a predicted model, not a curated record. The transcript is spliced from 2 exons. Gene Ontology annotation, cellular component: endoplasmic reticulum. Gene Ontology annotation, biological process: negative regulation of Wnt signaling pathway; negative regulation of fibroblast growth factor receptor signaling pathway. Lineage: Eukaryota; Metazoa; Chordata; Amphibia; Anura; Bufonidae.